CUCCGUUCGCUAUCUCGUCGUAGAAGGUGGAUGUAACAGAUUGUGCUGGAGGACGAUAAGCCUGGUCGUCGUUUGGUGAUGUGAGAGAAGAAAUUCAACCAUGUUUUCCGUGUUCAAGAAGCUCGCGAACAAAAAUGAAGCACCGUCCGUGUCGAUUCCGGAGUCCGUGGGACAGACGAUGUCGGAUUCGCUUAAAAAGCGAUUCUCCCGUGGAGUGCAGUAUAACAUGAAAGUUGUCAUCAAAGGUGACCGGAAUGUGGGCAAGUCAUGUUUGCUCGAGCGCCUGCAGGGAAAAGCCUUCAUCGAGCAGUACACACCCACGGAGCAGAUCCAGGUUGCGUCGAUCCAGUGGUCCUUCAAGGCGACGGAUGACGUGGUCAAGGUGGAGGUGUGGGACGUUGUCGAUCGUGGGAAAUCGAAGCAGAAGAGCACCAACCUCAAGCUAACGACCACCGGCAGUGGGAGCGGUAGUCCGGAUGCGGACGUUCCGGUGCUGGACGCUGAGUUCCUCGACGUUUACAAAGGCACACACUGCGUCGUAAUGAUGAUGGACAUCACGAAGGCUUGGACGUUCGACUACGUGUGCCGCGAGCUGCCGAAGGUGCCCGGGGAUAUCCCGGUGCUGCUGCUGGGGAACCACUGUGAUAUGGGUCACCAUCGGGUGAUUACGGCCGAGCAGGUGCACGGGUUCGUCGAGACGGCCAGUGCCGAAAGGCGCGCGGAAAUCGUCUACGGCGACAGCUCGAUGCGGAACGGUUUCGGGCUGCGGUUGCUGCACAAGUUCUUCGGCGUCCCAUUCCUGUACCUGCAGAAGAGUGCACUCGAGGCGUCGCUGCGGAAGAACGCACAAGAUUUGGACAUCUGUAGGCUGGAGAUCGAGGAGUACCAGAAAUCGGAUGACUCCGACUACGGCCGGUUCCUGGAUAAUCUCAUUAGCAAGAAAAAGGCCCGCGAAGGCGCAUCCACACAGCCCACAGACCCGGCCAGCCUCAUCCGGCCAACGAAAAGCAUCAUCCUCGGUGCGGGCCAUCCAAUCAUCGUACCCGAUCGGAACUCGCAUCUUGCGGUCUCUUCGACCACGACCGUCAAUACGACGAAGCUUGGCCCGCAGCAGCGUCAGGAGCAACCGACCCGCAGUGCCACCAUGACCACCCUGUCAUCAGAGCUGAACUUUGGCAAGAUCGACAACGUUGAUGAGUUCUGCCCGGACGGCGGUGUGCUCGAUAAGUCAUUCCUCGAGGAUACGCUCGACUCGGGCCCGGGAAGGCAACCGCCGACCGUGACCAACGUCGGCGACAGUGACGACGACGACGAAGGGGAAUGUCACAAUCCGCUGGUUACAAGAUUUGACGACGAAGAGCUCGGCGCCGAUCAAACGGACGUACCGGAGGUGGUCAAAAUUUCACCUGCUACGGAAACCGCGAACCCAAAGCCGAAGGAAGAGCGUUUCAAUCCGUUACGAGUCGAUUCUUCCGUGGUGCUGCUCCCGAAAGCAAACCAGGUGCUCUCUUCCCCAACGGUGGACGAUGGAAACGGUGCUGCUAAAGACGACGCUGACGCUGGUCAUACUGCCGACAGUGGGGAGCGGAAGUUUUCGCUUUCCAGCGUCGAGCUGGAGCUGGAGCGAGUAGGGACGACAGGUGUGAAGGCGAAGCUGGGUGCGGACUACGGUUACGGUUGGGGGCCGAUAGACACCAAAGAGCGACGCUCGCCGGAAGGAGGCGAAGAUGUGGUCUCAACGUCGUCAGUGAACCGUUCCAAGAGCUCCGGGGAGAAGAAGUCGAAGGACAAGGACAAGAAGCACAAAAAGAAAAAGUCCAGCAAAGAGAAGGACGAAACGCGCGAUAAGGGCGAAGGCAAGCACCACCGGAGCAGCAAGCGCAAGAGCCACGUCGACGAGUUCCUGAAGGAGAUGCAGUCGAACGCGGACGGCGCCGGCGACGAUCCGGUGGACGAAGCCUACGAAGCGAUCUGAGAUGAAACUGCCUCCCGUUUGCUGUCCUUCCGCCUUCUCCGUACCGCACAUUCCUCCGUACCGCCCAGUGAGAGCCGGUCAGGGUGUUAUACAUGGUGUCCGCCAGAGGCAAUCUUACAGGAAAGGGACAGUUAAGCCAGUCCCGGACCGCUGUGUUUCUUUGCGAAUUUACUACUUAUUACUUAUACUCCACUAUAUUACUGUUAAGCUUGAAACAAAAACUACAAAAGAUUAAAAAAAAAGAGGUAAACCGUGGAUUAAAGACGAAACUAACAUACAAAUCUCGUCCCGCAGCUAGUUGCCACGGCGAGCGAAGCGAACAAAUGGCAAACGAACUACAAACUUAUUAAAAUAUACUUAUAUUACAACAUG
Molecule: messenger RNA, 2347 nt
Organism: Anopheles coustani
Lineage: Eukaryota; Metazoa; Arthropoda; Insecta; Diptera; Culicidae
Product: rab-like protein 6
Exons: 4
Coding region: 101-1975 (624 amino acids)
Cellular component (GO): nucleus; cytosol
Molecular function (GO): GTP binding; GTPase activity
Source: RefSeq, a predicted model, not a curated record